AUGGCCAACUAUUCUUACCCUUAUCCUGAUGAGGCCUACGGAGCGUAUACGCACGCUCAUGCCGGAUAUGGGAACGCCUCUCCCACAGCUCCCCGGAGAGCAUCGACACAGAAAGAGCUCCGAAGAGUUGAUGAAGCAGAAGUGGUCAUUGGGCGUGUUUUCUGGCUUCCUCCUCAGGAAGAAUUGCCUCCAAGAGCAGUGCGGCGGGCACAUGGAAAGGGCGCCGUCGAAGAGGGCAUAUACAACCACCCUGUGGUCGUCGUAUCCCGACCGGCAGAAGAGCCGCAAGUCGUGCACUUCCAUAUAGUCAGCCAGUCCCUGCCCUUGUUCCGCAGGAACAUCCUGCUUACCAACCCCCAGGUCACCUCCUUCCAGGGCAAACGCCUGCAUGAAAUAUAUUCCAAAGACAAUGAGUUCCACGCUUCGCGGCGAUCAUGGUAUCUUCCCAUAUCGCCGUCCCCAACUCAUCCACAUGUCAAUUCCAAGAAGAUGCAAAAGCGGUAUCCCACCUUGGAAUUGCAGCAUGGCGCUACACUGCGCUGGGACUCUUACGUUAACAUCCGCCACGUCUACAAGAUAGACUGGACGCUGCUGAAACCAUAUGCGAACCCGGAUACGCCAUAUGUGCAAUCUUUCCGCUUCGACCGGGAAUCCUGCGACAAAAUGCUAGCCAAGACCAAGUUUCUUACGAACUACGAGCCCGAAGUACAACAUCCCGUUCAGUCCUUUCCUCAUAUUGAAAGACCACCUUAUCGACAAUCUGGGCGCGUGAUGAUGUCGCAUCUGCCGUUGCGCAUUCCGGAGACGCAAGCGUACUCCAGAGGCCAGGAUUAUAGCCCUCAUAGUCCUAGAGCACCGUCGCUGUACUCACCUAAGUCUUACUCGGAUGAAGGCAGUGUGGUCGGAUCGGAGUACUCGGGUCUCUCUCCGAUCCUGCAGCCGGAUUUUGGCGGGCCUCAAACUGAGUUCGAAAUGAGUACUCCGGUGCCAAAGAAGAGACCGCCUGAUCGGAAGCUGAGGAGAGCUUGGCAUAUCAUGAUUUGGAUUCUGAAAUGGCUUUGGAAGACGCUUUGUAAGAUACGAGAGAGGUUCCUCGGGCGAUAA
Molecule: messenger RNA, 1104 nt
Organism: Didymosphaeria variabile
Lineage: Eukaryota; Fungi; Ascomycota; Dothideomycetes; Pleosporales; Didymosphaeriaceae
Exons: 1
Coding region: 1-1104 (367 amino acids)
Source: RefSeq, a predicted model, not a curated record